Molecule: messenger RNA, 858 nt
Organism: Penicillium diatomitis
Lineage: Eukaryota; Fungi; Ascomycota; Eurotiomycetes; Eurotiales; Aspergillaceae
Product: bZIP transcription factor
Exons: 4
Coding region: 1-858 (285 amino acids)
Cellular component (GO): RNA polymerase II transcription regulator complex
Molecular function (GO): transcription cis-regulatory region binding; DNA-binding transcription activator activity, RNA polymerase II-specific
Source: RefSeq, a predicted model, not a curated record
AUGCAGCCUGCGUUGGCGCCAGCACCGCAUCCCAGUAUGCAGAACCCUGCUCAGGAUCAUGCGGACCAGGUCCUCCAUGACCAGCUGCUUGCUGCGCAGCAGCACAUGCAUCGUCCCCAGGGAGCUCCUGUUCAGCAGCAUCUGCAGCCGAAUACAGGUGCUCCCCGAGACCAGGGGAACAUUGACCCUGCCAUUUCGGGGGCCAUGAUGGCUGCGGCUCCUCAAACACCCAACCCUCCUCAGCAGGGGUCACCUGAUGAUGGCACCCCGAAGACCUACGGCAAGCGAGAACUAUCCACUUCCAAGCGCGCUGCUCAAAAUCGAGCUGCUCAGCGCGCUUUCCGGCAACGAAAGGAAACGUACAUCCGCAAGUUGGAGGAAGAAGUCAAGGGCAUGGAAGGUCUACGCGAGCAGAUCAAAGCUCUCCUUCAUGAGAAUUACACCUUGCGCGACCACAUCAUCACCAUGCAAAGCCGUUUGAUAGACGCAUCCGUGGACGUCCCGGAACUUCCUCCCAACAUUGAUCUUAGCCAGCCACGACAUGAUCUUUCCUCCAUGGGUGCUGCUGUUCUCCCAAGCACAGGGCCUGCGGUUCCUGUACCUCCGGUCAACGCCCCUCAGCAACCCCAGCACACGUCAUCUGCUAAUGAAGACAUGAACUCCUUGAACCGCAUUGCCGUUGCUGGCCUUGGCAUGCGGAAACAUCCCGACGAGAAUGCGUUCCUCACCAAUACUUUCCAACCCCACACUCCGCCCAACAACAGCAAUAAUGGCAACAAGCGCCGAGAUGAGGCGCAGUCCGACGGCACUGAAACUCUCUCUAAGCAGGAAGUUCAUCACGGUCUGCCCAUGGCUUGA